Messenger RNA from Hemiscyllium ocellatum (epaulette shark), 4878 nucleotides. Its product is annotated as solute carrier family 46 member 2-like. Gene Ontology annotation, molecular function: transmembrane transporter activity. Gene Ontology annotation, biological process: transmembrane transport. Gene Ontology annotation, cellular component: membrane. The transcript has 4 exons. The record is from RefSeq and is a predicted model, not a curated record. The coding region runs from base 229 to 1599 and encodes 456 amino acids. NCBI's taxonomy places the organism in Eukaryota, Metazoa, Chordata, Chondrichthyes, Orectolobiformes, Hemiscylliidae.
UUUGCUUGGACAACUUACAGAUUCGAAAAGAGUUCGGGUGACCCGGCAAAAAGAAACUACCAAUUUUUUUGUGUGAUUGAGUCAGGAAUAGGGAAGUGCCACCCUUCCGUGUUGAAGUUGGACACAAGGCAAGUUUUCCGUAUUGUUCUGUGAGCAAGGGGCCGUCCAGAGUCAGCCUUGUCCGCUUGGUUUUCCAAGGAAAUAGGCGGGAAGUUACAAUCGAAGAGAAUGGGGAUUUGUCAGAAACUAUUCUCCCUCGUCGAGAUCCUUGUAGGUCUGCACCAGAUCGCCAGUGCCUUCUACGACACUGCUCUGUUGAUGCUGGUCCAGGAACGUUCCAGUCCCAACUCCACAACGACAGAAAGCCGAGCCCAGCAGCAAGGCGCAAUCUCUCAGUUCUACAUGAUCUAUAGCCUCCUGUUAAGGCUGAGCCCUCUGUUGUUCACUUUCUUCCUGGCCAAAUUGGGAGAUCAAAAGUCCAGGAAGAUCACCAUUUGGGUGCCCCUGGUGGGAUACCUGGUGUCCAGGUCUCUGUUGCUCUUAGUGAUCCUCUUUGACCUCCCCUUGCAGGUGAUGUUUGCUACUGCUCUGCUGAAUGGUCUGAGCGGGGGGUUUACUGCUUUCUGGCCUGGGGUCAUGGCCUUAGCCUCAGACACUUCCUCACGAGAGAAGAGAUCUAUCAGACUUAGUAGAGUUGAGCUGACCUAUGGAUUGGCAGGAAUGAUUGGAAGUAUUGCAUCCGGCCAUCUCUUUACCCAUUUGAAUAUCUCGCAUGCCCAAGGUGCUGGUCUGAUGGCCUGCAGUUGCCUUUUUUAUGCUCUAAGCUUAAUUUACAGCAUUUUCGGGCUAAAGCCCACGCAAACGGGAGCUGGUAGCCAAGGCAGCCCGUUGGAUCAAGAAGAGCAGGAAAAUAAUGUUCGGAUUCCACGAAAUGCAGCUUGGAAUCGAUGUCAAGAUGAAAGAUCAAUGUUAUUGCCUGAUCAGAACAAUACAAGGAUUCAGGGUAUUCUUGGAGGUAACAUGUCCAUGAAUAAAAUCACACUCGCACUGCUGUUCACAGCUGGAGUUUUGUAUGGUUUGGGUGUGACCGGGGGAGUGGAUGUGCUAUCGAUAUUUGUACUGAAGGACCCUCUGAAUUGGAAUGCUAUCUGGGUUGGUUAUGGCAAUGCCAUGGGGUAUGCUAUCUUCCUCACCAGCUUCCUCGGAGUUUGCAUUCUUUCCAAAUAUUUGAAGGAUACUUCUUUGAUUGUGAUAGGAAUGCUGUCAUUUUCCAUCGGGAUGCUGAUCAUGGCCUUCACAAAGUGGACCUUCCUUUAUUUUAUUGCUCGAGCUGUGAUGAUGUUUGCCCUUAUUCCUCUGCCUACAAUACGAUCUCUGAUUUCUAAGCAGAAAGAAGACAAUUCAUACGGAAAACUGUUUGCCAUACUUGAGAUUUUGCUCACCAUGUCUGGAGUCAUUGCUUCAAUCAUAUUCCUUAAUGUUUACAAGUCAACAAAAGACUGGUACCCUUCCAUCUGUUUCAGUCUGUCUUCUGUCAUCAGUUGCCUGGCAAUUAUUCCCAUGAUCUUUGUGGAACGCAGACUGUCCAGUUUUCCAUAAUACGGGGAUGAAACCCAGACAUGGCUUGUGAAGAAAGGAGCGUAUACAUAGCUCAAUUGUUUUGGUUAUAAUACAGUGACAGGUACAGAAUCCCAAGCCAAAAAUAAAUUUUGCCGUGUAUUGCACAGGAUGAGAUCAGGGAGUAUAAAAAGUUUAGUUCAAGUGCUCCCUUCAAGAUGCUACUUCACUGUUCACUAGCCCUGUGUCAAAUACCUGAAAUAAUUUAUCACUUCCCAACGCUAACGGAGUGUAAUCUGUAAUGAUACUAUGACUUAAAAAAAAACAAAAUAUACCUCCAUGAAGAAAGGUCACGCCAGAAGCACCGAACAGUCUACUCAAAGCCAGUAAACUGCUUGAGGCAUUCAGAUUUAUUUUUAAAUUGAAACAAUAGAAGCAGCUGGAAUGAUGGGUCAAACUGCCAUAGAAGUAGGAUUUUAAUUCUACAUCCUCUAUUUGCUGGAUUGGAAAGCUCUGAUUCCUUUCUUUGAUACAGCCAACAAAGGUUUCUCUUCCUGCUGCUAGAAUUAUACAUGAAACAAUCUAUUUUACUGAAUUUGCCAGUGUCAAGGAUGAGGUUGAAAUAUUGCUAUAGUGGAAGAGUGAUACAUAGCAGUAGUUAGUGUACAUAUUGUUUUAAUAGAAUUAUGGUUAAGCCAAUUCUUUUGUUCUAUUUUCACACUGUAGUAUAUAAUAUAAAGUGCAGUUUGUUUAGUUUAACCACUUGAAUUGCAUCUGGAAGGCAAUACUUUACUUUUAAAAUUAAGAAGGUUAGGUCUAGGGUACCUUAAUACAUUUUGAAGGGGGUUUGUUCUGGUCCAAAAGCUGGGAUCAAAAUCUCUAAAUCCAGGUUGAGUUUAGGAUAAUUGGACUCCAAAGAUGGUGAGUGGAGAGUGUUGGUAUUUUUUUUUAAAUUUAGGUAAUGUACGUUAUUUAAAGCAGAGUAUGCCUUAUGUAAUAAUGGCUCUUUUUCUCAGUUUGCUGGGAGUGGAAGAAAAACAUUGAGAGUUUUACAGAAAGUGAGCAAGACAAACCUUUUGAAAUUUAGAGACAAGCUGGAGUUUGGGUUGCCUUUAUCCAUGCAAAAAAGGAGGUAAUUGCAACAGUAGUUCAACAUUUAUGAUUACCAGAAAUGCCAUCAAAAUAAUUGGAAAAUGGCUAAAAUGCAAUUGCAAAAGUUAGUCAUCUGCAUUAUGAUUGAAAAAAAAAGAUAAUUGAACUUCAAUUAUCUUUCAGAGACCAUGUCUGAUUAAAUAGUUGAGGGAAAAGAAACAAGAACAGGUGGAAGUCAAAGUGGGUAUUUUUAGUUCAGAGAAAUUUUGUGAACUACACAGAAAGAUGAAAAACUGAAGCAAUUGUGUCAAAAAACACAGAUGAAGAAUGAGUGUAUCUGAGAAUAUAAUCUUAAUGAGAGUCUUGAUGAGAAAUUGGAGACCAUUAUAUAUUCAGACAGAUGAAAGACAGAAAGAAGUUCAUCAAGUUGCAUUAUUGAUAUGUUAUAGAAAGGAAGUGUUGCUGUUGCAGGUAGCGCAUGAGUUACCAGGUGGUUAUUUGACAAUAACGAAACUCAAGCCAGUGUACAAAAAACAUUUUUAUUGGCCUAUCCUGCAUAAGGAUGCAUUAAAAAAAAACUUUGGCAGGCAUGUCACGUGUAUCAAGUAAUUGGAAAACCUCAGGCAGUGACAAAUCCAGCAUGCUUAAUUUCCGUAUUUGACAAAGAGUCUUAAUUGAUUGCAAAGGACUCCUCCCUAAAAAGAAAAAUUGGGAAUCAAUACUUGACCAUAAUGGAUAGAUCUACUAGAUUUCAAAAGGCCAUUCCAUCUCAGUAUCACAUCUAAAAAGGAUUUUAGAAGAGUUACUCAAACAUUUUACAAGAUAAGUUACCCACAAAAAUACAAAAUUGGAUCAAGAAUCAAAUUUUUGAACAAUUUAAGCAAAUUAUGGAUUCCUUAGCAAUAAAACAAUUCAAAUCCACUAUAUUCAUCCAGAAUUGCAGCGAGUAUUAGAAUGGUGGCAUUAAACUUUAAAGGUCACACUGCGGGCUUGUUGUCAAGACUGUCCAGAGGAUUAGUUUUCUAUUUGUACUUUUUGCAAUUAAGAAUGCACCUAAUAAUCAAGUACAUUCAGUUUCCGGGCAUGAGGUGAGACCACUGAAAUUAAAGGAGAAAUUGAUGCGUAAGAGACCACACAUUUGGACUGUGUAUCAAAUUGUAGGGAAAGAUUAAAUAGAGUGGGCCAGUUGGUUAGACAGCAUUUGAAAGUAGCGCAUGUAAUGAAAUAAAGCAAACAAGAGAUCAUAAAUUCAUCAUUUUGAUAGUGGAGUGUUAGUUACAUCUAGUGGUAGGUAAACCUUUAAAGAGCAAGGGUUAGUGGGCCUGAUCAAUUGAAAGGAAAUCAAGCGAGGUGAAAUUUAUGAUCAGAAUGCUAGCUAGGAAGAAAUUUAUCAUGUGAAUGUGCUGAAAAGAUAUUCAAUAGUGAAGUAAAAAAGGAAGAUAUUUUACUGGUUGCAACAGUGUGAAGCAGCAAAAUCAGAUAUUUUGAAUUAGACAUUCCUCAAACUAAAUUGGACAAUGAGAAAGUUGUCAAAAAUUGGGACGUAUUACUGAGUUAUUUCUAGAGGAAAUCAAGUGACCUGAAAGAGUUAUUACAAAUCACUUGGGGAGAUGUGGGUGAAGCUAGGACAUAAUCUAAUUAUGCACAAUGUAGAUACAGGAAUGCUGUUCCAAUUAAGCAACAUCCAUAUAGAUUAACCCUUUAAAGUCAGUACUGGUUCAAAAAUAGGUUAAACACAUGCUCAAAAGACAAUAUAAUUAAAUUGCAGUGAAUGGACCACAUGCAUGGUAGUGGUAUCAAAACCAGAUGGGACCCAACAAUUGUGAGCUAUCACAAAGUUAAUGCAAUUACAAAAUCUGAUUCAUAUCCUAUUCCAUGUUUACAAGACCCAUUAAAAAAAAGGUGAGAAAACUGGGUGGCUGAGGGCCCCCCUGGACUUUCAAAUUGGCACAGAUUAAUUAUGGAAUAUAUCCCCCUUGACUUCCUCACAAAUAUGGUGCACCGAAAGACUGAAUUAUUUUAUGACAGCCCUUUUUGAAAUUAUAUAAAUGCAGAUAUUUCGGCUAUCCUAACAAGGGCUUUUAUUUAGUGAAGAUUUCAGACCGGGCUGCUCCGGGGCCCCUUGGGAGAGGAAUCCUGCGCGAAUACGGGUUUUAUUAUAUUUGAUGUUUAUACAUUCCAAGCAUGUAAGAGACUUAGGUAUACACUCUGGUUAGUUAUAGGUUAGAU